Austrofundulus limnaeus is the source of this 4322-nucleotide messenger RNA. It is a transcript of the gene slitrk6, whose product is annotated as SLIT and NTRK-like family, member 6. Gene Ontology annotation, biological process: axonogenesis; positive regulation of synapse assembly. Gene Ontology annotation, molecular function: protein binding. The record is from RefSeq and is a predicted model, not a curated record. Lineage: Eukaryota; Metazoa; Chordata; Actinopteri; Cyprinodontiformes; Rivulidae.
CUUUCUUUUUUUUUUUUUAAUUUGCUUUAUAAACUGAGAAGAAUCAGAAGAGAAGGAGGCGGCUGUUUCAACGUGCAGCCCCCCAUCCCCUCCCCCUCAUUCGAACCGUCAACUUUAAAGCCUUAACUGAGCGGAGGCUGCGCUCAGCAUCCCGGGACCGGGGGGAGUGAAGCCUGACACGAGGAGCCCCGCUUUUGGAAUACAUUGGCAUCCCGCGCGUGCGUUGGCAGCAAGAAGUCCGCUGGACCGGAGGAGGACAAGAAAGAGAAGGCACGGGAGGAGGCUCGAAAAGACUUAAGUUUUCCCCACAUCUUUCUGCCUCCUUCUUUUUUUUUUUUUUAAUCGGACCGUAGAGGGACAGUCAAGUCGUCUGUUCCCCUGCGUGUUAUAAUGGACUCUGUAUGCUGACAUUUGGACUACCCUUCCUCCUUCUUCAUCAGCUUUAGUCGAUAUCACACACCGAAAUGCAGCCCCGUAUCAUUUUCAUCGGCUUGUUUCUCACUGCGGCUCAAUCCCAAGAUAUCCAUCCCUUAAAGCCAUCAUCCUCCAUCAGUGAGUCUUGUGACUCCUUGUGCUCCUGUGAGGCGAAAGAUGGGAUCCUUCAUCUCAACUGCGAGCAGAGGAACAUCAGCAAAAUCUCCCAAAUCACAGUCCCGUCAGGUGUCCCUUUCCAUCUGAACCUUUACAAAAAUGACUUGGUCGAGCUCCRUGCCGAGGAAAUGGAAGGGCUUAGGAAUGCCCUUUCGCUGCACAUCGGGGGUAAUAGCAUACAAGAGCUGGAGCCAGGGGUCUUUAGCACUCUUGGUUCACUGAAAAAGCUCCACAUAAAUAGCAAUUUUCUUGUCACGCUGAAAGAGGACACUUUUCAAGGCCUGGUGAAUUUAGAGUUUCUUCAGGCUGACACAAAUUUCAUUCGGGUCAUCGAACCUGGGGCCUUCAACAAACUGAUACGACUCAAAGUCCUGAUUCUCAACGACAAUUCCAUUGAGUUUUUACCCAGCAACAUUUUCCGCUUUGUGCCCCUCACGCACCUGGACCUGAGGGGAAACAAGCUCCAGACGCUUCCUUAUGUGGGGUUUUUGGAGCACAUAGGACGAAUAAUGGAGCUUCUCCUGGAAGACAACGACUGGGUGUGCGACUGUGACAUUUUACAUUUGAAGAUCUGGAUGGAGAACAUGAGGGCCCAGUCUGUCAUCGGUGACGUGGUUUGCGGCUCGCCGCAGCACCUUAAGGGAACCAUUCUCGCUAAAGUCAAGCGGGAUGUUCUGUGCCCGUCUCAUGCUGACAUUAAUUUAGAGGAACCGUCAAAGUCACUGGAUAUGGUCGUUACUCAGAUUCCAAAGCUGAUCAAUGUGGAAAAUGAUCCCAGGCUGCCAACUCCGUCUUACAAUUCUGGCAGUCCCUGUGUGGAGCACUGCACGUGUCACAAUCAUCCCGUGGCUGGCUUUCUGAUGCACUGUCAGGACCGAGGAAUUCAGAAGGUGUCCGAUAUUGGAAUACUUCAAGAAAGCCCCACCAAACUGGUCAUGACAGGAAAUAUGAUUCAGAAACUCUUAAAAUAUGAUUUUGUCACGUACGACAGCUUGGAACUGCUCAACUUGGCAAACAACAGAAUCGAUUACGUCGACAAUGAAACUUUCCUCAGCCUGAGCAGCCUAAAGAAGCUGUAUUUGAAYGGCAACAGAAUAGAAAAGCUGUUCUCCACGAUGUUUGUGGGACUCCACAACCUUGAAUAUCUGUAUCUGGAAUAUAAUGUCAUCAAAGAGAUUGCUCCGGGCACGUUUAAUCCCCUGCCAAACCUGAAGCUGUUGUCAUUAAAUAACAACCUGCUGAGCUCUCUUCCAGCUCAGAUAUUCCGCAACGUGCCCCUCACCAAAUUAAACCUCAGAAAAAACCUGCUCAUGCACCUGCCAGUGAGCAACGUGCUCGAUCAACUCGACUCGCUGGAGCAGAUUUAUUUAGAGGAGAACCCUUGGGACUGCAGCUGUGACUUGCUCAGCCUUAAACAAUGGCUGGAGAAGCUGAGAAAGGAUACAGUGGUGGGCUCCAUUUUGUGUCACACCCCAAAGAAAGUGAUCCAGCUCGAGCUGCGGAGCCUUCAUCAUGAGACACUUUGUCCCGGUUUAGGGACAUACCACCCAGUGUCUCAAGGUGGGGAGGAAAGCGUAACGGCCACGUUACAACCCAAUAACAAGAGUUUGUUUAUUUCGCUCACUGACACAAUCCCACUCUCUGUGCUCAUAUUAAGCCUCCUCAUUUUUGUCCUCAUGAUUAUAUUCUGCUCRGCUGGACUUGUGGUGUUCGUGGUGCAUCGGCGGCGGCGGAGGGCAAAGAAAAAAGCAGCAGAGGAAGCGCCGCGAGAAAACACCACCAGCAGCUCUCCCAUUCACUUGCAUUACAGCAUGUACGGGCAGAAAACAACACACCACACGGUGACGCAAAGAAGCGGGACCGCCACCUUGUACGACGACAGAUCCCACAGCCCCAUCGUGCAGAUCUGUCGCAACCCCACCUAYUGCUCCCAGCACAAGGGGCACGACACAAAUCUGGAUUACAGCUUGGAAGAUCCCAGCACCAAGCACCACCUCUGCCGGAGUCUCAUGGAGAAGGAGAACACKUCACCUCUAACCGGAAACCCCAGCUCAAAAUUCCGAACCAUACCCGAAGAGUGCCCUGUGGAGUUCGUCACCCUCGGGACSCCCAGCUCCUUGUACCGGAACAUUCUGGAGAGGGAAAAGGAGCUGCAGCAGCAGCUCGGAAUAACUGAGUACUUCAGGAAAAACAUGCCCCAGCUCCAGCCUGCCGUCGACAUGCAGGUCCCCGGGCACCAGGAGGAACUAAAGCUAAUGGAGACAAUAAUGUACACACGACCACGCAAGGUCAUGCUCGAGCAAACUAAGAACGAGUACUUUGAGCUUAAAGCCAACCUCCACUCUGAACCAGACUACUUGGAGGUUCUGGAACAUCAAACUGCAUUUAACUGAGCUGAAGUAGUAAAGACAAUUAUCAUGUUUGAACCAAGUGCCUUACCCUGUUCGCCCAGUUGUACUUUCCACAGUGUGAAAUGUAUAAAUAUAUAAAAAAUUAUAUAUAUAUCAUGGGCACAUUUUACUUUAACCGUAGCACAGAAUGUAACUGGUUUGUUACUUGUCAUCUUUCGACAGCCAUGUUAUGUAGUUGCUGUCAGAUUCUCAGCCAAAUGUAACUCAGACGAAGCUGUUGCCGUUUGUUGAGCAGGCUUAGGGGUUGAAACCCACUGUGAAAUCCACUCAAUCAGCUUUUUUUUACAUAUGAUUAAAUUUUCAUGGUGUUGCAGCGGCCAAGUGAAUUGAUCCACAUAGCACACUCCCUCCCCCUCCCUUUUCCCUCUCAGACGUUCCUCGCAGGAUAAAGCAGAUGUUUGGAAGAAUCGAGUGAAUUUCAAUCAGUGCUUGACCCAGAAUUGUGCUUAAUCAGUCGAUCCUGAUUCUGGCCGUGACCUGAUUACACCCCCUGUCAACCCCCCCUCCCAGAUGCAGCUUUUAAAGCUGGAACAAGAAUGCUCAUUGUGCCGUAGAGUCAGCAAAUUGUACAGCCAAGUGUACAUUGAAAAACAGCGAUAGGAGCGCAGUUCUACUGCUGUCCUCCUGACAGAUGAUUGAUCCAACACACUGCAGAGCUGCAGUCGGAGGAAUUUUAUUUUUAUACAAGCUAGGUUAUAUUCACAUGAAAGUUUUUUUUUUAUUUUUCUUCCCUUUUCUUUCAGUCAGAAAGUGGAGCACUUGAAGUGCAGUAUAUACACGACUUGUAAAAAUGCAUUGCACUACUCGAAUGCCAUAAGAUGGUGCAUGACAAUCAACAGAGUCCUGCUGAAAUGUUUUUGUUUUUCUUUCUGCUAGAAGAAAUGAGCCUCUGAAGCGUGUGGUCAUUUAGUUUGUGUGUGUGAUGCCAUUAUUUAAUGUCAAAGACAUGGAAUAGGAUUCAGGAACAUGGCCCCAGUUCAUUCGAGGCGGGGCGCAUUUUAACAAUGAACAACGAUCCAAACAUCUUCCACCUGAAAACAAACGACGCCUCUUUGCUUUUCAAAUUAAAAGCAUUCGACGGCAGAAAACGGAUGGUGCGUAGAUGUUGUCAUUGUUCAUUAUCGUACUUGGACAAGGUUCCAAACAGUUCACAGAAGCACACACUCUGUAGCUUUUCUACUUAACUAGAUAGAAAUAUUUAUUCUGUAUAUUUUGUAUAUACGUCUAGUAUAUCUUUGGGUUUUGUGUGCCUUCGGUGCUGUACAGAAUCUAAACAGAAGUUGUAACUGAAAAAGGAAAUAAAGAGUUGAAAUAUGUGAA